UCUGUGACAGACUUGGGCUUUCCUAGUGCCAGUAAUCAGAAGGUUACACAAGGGCGUUCAGCUCCAAGGCUCUGCUGAGGGAAAGCAGCAGGAGGUUCUGCUUUUCUCUCCAGUCCAGCUGCACCUGUGAAGCCGACUGUAUGCUUUGCACAGCAGCAGACACUCAUUGGUGCUCAGUAGCUGGCCCGGAGAGGAUCGCACUUGGGCCCCACCAUGAUGAAGCAGGGAUAGUGCAGGAACAGCCUGGCUAGGAGGUGAACCUGAGCCCUUCCGAGGAGCCCACAAGUGCAGGCACACUCCAGCUACACAGGACUGAACUCACAGAGAGCCUGGACACAGGGAAACUUCAAGUCUCCUGGUUCCUCUUUCUGUUCUUCCAGUUGGCUCCUGGCCUGGUCAGUCACAGAUAACUGAGCAGCAGGACAAAGCCGAGGAGGAAAAUGCAGCUUGAGGUGCAGCUUGCUGAUGCUCCAACAGCUGAGAACUGGGACACCUCCAUGCCAUCCUGCUUUGGAGCCAACUGAGUACGGACUGAAACCUCCAAAAACUAGACGCAGAUUCUUCUCCCCAACUCUCAGUCCAGCCCAGCACCACACACUGUCUACCGCAGCGGAGAGGGUCGCCCUCCAGGGUCAUCAGUUGCUCUGAUCAGCCGCAACAAUGAGUGACCUACGCUUGCUCUCGACUGAUGCACUGAGCAGAGGGCUUUGGUGCUUGGUGAUUCUAACCAUGCCCAUAUAUUUCACAGCAGCGAAAGUGUCCUCUUCAUCAUCGAGCCUGGAAAACGAAGCUUUGAUUGUGAAAUGUCCGGUUGGCAGAACUUCCCCUCUCCCCAGGGAAUGGUAUUACCCGAAAACAAACCGAAGCAUCCCCACCCAGAGUAGUAACAGAGUCUUCACCUCAGAGGGGAGGCUGAAGUUUCUCCCUGCCAAAGUGGAAGACUCUGGAGUUUAUACUUGUGUCAUCAGAAGUCCCAGCAGGAAUAUGACUGGCUAUGUGAAUGUCACCAUCUAUAAAAGGCCCACAGAUUGCCACGUUCCAGAUGAUGUGAAGUACGCUACAGUCACUGUAUCAGAAAAAAAUCCCAGAAUAUAUUGUCCCAACAUGUACCCCUACAAUUGGACCGCACCUCUUCAGUGGUUUAAGAACUGUAAAGCUCUUCAAGGACCAAGGUACACGGUACACAGGUCGCAUUUGUUUAUCCAUAACUUGGGACCUGAUGACGAAGGUGAUUACACGUGUAGAUUUACACACAAUGAGAACGGAGUCCACUAUAAUGUGACAGCCACCAUGUCGCUGGUUGUUAAAGAUAAUCCAGGGAAAUCUAUGCUUCCAGUGAUCACAGCGCCUUCGCAGAACGAAACAAAGGAAGUGGAGAUGGGGGAGGCAGUGAACAUCACCUGUGUGGCCUGCUACGGGACAGGGCCGCAGUCCUUCAUGUUCCUCCUGUGGCAGGUGAACAGGACUAAUGUCAACGACAUGGGGGUAGCAAGAUUUCAAGAGGAGCAAGAGGAAAUUCAAAGCAAUGAUAUGACCUGUCUCAGGGCCGUGUUGAAAAUCACUGAAGUGAAGGAAGAAGAUUUGUCCCUGGAAUACAGCUGUGUGGCUUUGAAUUUGGAUGGGUUGAGACGGCGCGCUGUGAGGCUGAUAAAGAAAAAGCCAAUUGAUCGUGGAAACAUCUACUACAUAGCUGCAGGAUGUAGUGCUCUGCUGAUGCUAAUCAGUAUUGUGGUGAUAGUCCUGAAAGUGUUCUGGAUUGAUCUGAGUCUACUCUGGAGAGACAUGGCCAGACCUUACAAAACACGGAACGAUGGAAAGCUCUAUGAUGCUUAUGUUGUAUAUCCGAGGGACUACACAGGCGGUUCCGAGGGACCCAGCUCUAUGGAGUACUUUGUCCACAAGAUGCUGCCCAGUGUUCUUGAAAAUAAAUGUGGAUACAGCUUAUGCAUUUACGGGAGAGAUCUGCUCCCUGGAGAAGACGUGGCCACUGCGGUGGAGUCCAGCAUCCGAAAGAGCAGGCGCCACCUGUUUGUCCUGACGCCGCACGCAUCACACAGCAAGGAGUUCGCCUAUGAGCAGGAGGUGGCCCUGCACUGUGCCCUCAUCCAGGGCGACUCCAAGGUGAUUCUGAUUGAGAUGGAGGCAGAGGCUGAGCCCAGAGGACUGCAGGCUGCAGGGCUUCAAGACGUCCUCAGCCACCUUGUGCAGGCGCAGGGCACCAUCAAGUGGAGGGAAGACCACAUGGCCAACAAGCAGUCCCUGAACUCCAAGUUCUGGAAGCAUGUGAGGUACCAAAUGCCAACGCCAAGCAGACCCCCCCAAAGAGGCUCCCGGUGAGGUCUCCCUGUGCAGGAACAGCAGUGAUGCUCCUUCGGGUUGCUAUGGCAUCAGCGACUGGCAGCUCUAAGUGCGCAGAGAGGGUUAGUGACUGGCACCAGGUACUGGGGACCAUGGGAGUAGGCAAGUGGAGGUUACUGGACUCCUGUGCUAUCUAGGGACUUGGCUUCCCUCUUCCUGACUCUGGUGGAUACACAAGUCCUGAAAUGUUCGCUCUCAACUCUCUUGCUUUCAUUUGCUGUAUUUCGCGGUGACCUGGGGUCUCCAUGCAGUGCCGGUAUUCUUUCUCGCUUUCUCUCUCUCUUUCUCCUCCUUAUACCCUCUCACCCUCCCCACCCGCUCCGUUUUGGGGGAGCAGCAGAUUGACCCCAGGGCAUCUGCAUGCUAGGCAGGUGCUCUACCUAGCUGCCCCCUAGCUUACCUGAGCUGAACCCAGCUCUGCUCUCCUCUUCUAUUUCUCCUCAUCCCACAUCAAUAAUCCACAUGUGGAUGGCAAACAAAACCUUCUGGAGUUACAUCUUGAUCUCAUCUCAGAGAAUAUCCUGAUUCCCAAGGGCAGAGAAUCACUAUUAUAAAACACAGUCCCGGAAUGCCAUUAUUUCCUGCUACGUUUAUUUGUUAGUUGCUCGGUUUAAUCAUCUCAAAAUUUCCAAUUGUGUUAAGACACCUGAUCCAAAUUAUGACUAAAACUAGUUUUUCUGCUCUAAAGUUUCUCUUAUAUAGUUUUAUUCCAAAGAAAAUAUUAUUUUCUCACUAUAAAGUUGACAAGGGCCUAUUACAGAAGAGCAGAAAUUAUAAAGGAAAAGAAUAAAAAUCGUUCUUAAAGGCACCAUCUUAAGACUACUGUUGCUACAUUGUCCUCUAUUUUUAAAAUUUUAUUUUUCAUUUUAUUAUUUGCGGUGUUGCAGGUGGAGCCCAGGAUCCAGCACACACUAGCUCCACGCUUUUACCGUUGAGCUACGUCCCCAUUUUCGUGCUGUAGCACUUCUAAGUGCUCAGUGGUGAGGGCUACAUUGUUUCAAGAAAUGAUCUCAAUUUAAAAAAUGCGUCUUUUUUAAAGUAAAAAGUUAAAAAUCAUUUAUAUAGAUAGGAUUACACCAUAUUAUGUGGCACAGCUUAAAUAUAAAGCCCCUACCCAAGGCUCAUACCUGGAGGGUGCUAAUAUCAUUGAGGAGUUUGUAGCCUGAUGGGUGUUAGGAGCCGGGGCCUAAUCAGAAGCGCCAGGUCAGCAGGACAGUCCUUUGAAGGGCGUAUCUUGGCCUGGCUCCGUGAUGCAGAACCGUUUAGAGCCUUCGGUAGUAAGAAGCAGCCUGCAGUGGCACACGUUCUGUAGGCUCACCCCCACUGGCCUAGCUCCUUUCCUGAUGCUGACUCUUCCUUUCCCUUUGCUGUCCUCUGCCACGAGGUGACGUUUCCUCCCACCCUGCCCUUCCACUGUGAGCAUUCUGCUUCACCACAGGCGCCAUGCAAACGGAGCCCACUGACCAUUGGCUGCAACUUGUGAAACCCCGAGCCGAAAUAAGCCUUUCCUCUUUUAAAUUUUGUAGGUCACAUAUUUUGUACCAGCAACAGAGAGUGAAUUUUAUGUUUUCUACCUAAAAUCAUAAUAAAAAUUAUUGGCAUGUCAUUGAAUUUUUUAAAUUUUAAAAAUAUUCACAAUGUUCCAUUUCAUGGCUGCGCUACAUUGGAUGGAACUGAAAAAGCCUUCAUUAUAAAUAAUUAUGUCAUUAUAAAUAAUUCUACCCUACUGUUAUAUCGUACACCUCUCAAUGAAAAUGUUGAUUAAAAAGUUUGAGACUA
Messenger RNA from Cavia porcellus (domestic guinea pig), 4137 nucleotides. RefSeq names its product interleukin-1 receptor-like 1. The record is from RefSeq and is a predicted model, not a curated record. Bases 661 to 2337 code for a protein of 558 amino acids. Gene Ontology annotation, molecular function: interleukin-1 receptor activity; interleukin-33 binding. Gene Ontology annotation, biological process: signal transduction. The transcript is spliced from 12 exons. NCBI's taxonomy places the organism in Eukaryota, Metazoa, Chordata, Mammalia, Rodentia, Caviidae.